Rhodotorula toruloides NP11 is the source of this 1407-nucleotide messenger RNA. RefSeq lists its product as uncharacterized. Lineage: Eukaryota; Fungi; Basidiomycota; Microbotryomycetes; Sporidiobolales; Sporidiobolaceae. The record is from RefSeq and is a predicted model, not a curated record. The transcript is spliced from 3 exons. Bases 1 to 1407 code for a protein of 468 amino acids.
AUGCCCGCACCCGCUCCGUCGCGCCCGCAGGACGAACGAACCUCGCUCCUCGCGCGACCUCCGCAGGACAGGCCACUGAACCCUCGAGCAGCCUCAUUUCGGCUCCACUACGGCACACACGAGUCGAGCGAGCAUCAGGCGGGACAACCGAACGCCCACCGCCCCUCCCCUCCGUCCCGAACUCGCUCGCCCUCCCUCCUCUCGCACGACUCGGCACUCUCGAGCGCAUCCGCCUCCUCUUCAUCUUCAGCAUACUCCCUACCGUCCCUCCCGCGGAUCGAAUUCGCCCACCUCCUCCUUCUCACACUCACGCUCCUCCUCCUCUGCGUCUUGCCGUUCGUACUCCUCUGGCUGUACAAGCGCCGCGUCGAAUGGGAUCCCUUUGGAUUGGGCGUUGGAGCGUGGCUUGCGGCGGAAAUGGGGAGAGAAGUCGUUUUCGAGGUGUUCACCUCGACGAGCGACGUCGAGCUCGAGGACGGUGGACCAGCGGAUGAAGCGCAUUGCCCUCCUCUUCCCGAACAGACCCUCGCACUACCCACCAUCGCCCACUCGCUCCUUCAAGAACUCCUCCGCCUCUUCGCCCUCCACCUCGUCGUCCGUCUCCUCCCUCCCUUUCCCCCCUCCCCCUCUCCCUCUCCCUCUCUCCGUCCACCUCCGACCUACCCGCCCUCACUCCCGCCGCUCGAUCCACUAUUCUUCUCAGCUCUGUGGUUCGCACUCGGCUGGAGCGCGACGGAGAUCGUUUGGAGUUCGAGGAGGCUGUGGAGGCAGUUGGAGUUGUAUAGGGAGGUACUUGGUCAGGACGGAGGAGGGGAGGAGGAGGUUUUGAGAGGUGUGCCGCGGGUGCAGGGAGAGGAGGAGGAGGAGGAAGCAGGGCGGGAGGAAUGGAGGUUUGGGAGGAGAUGUAUGGAUGUUGCCGAUGGCUUGCCGGAGCAUCUCAUUCAUCGGCACUCGUCGAGCGACAACGGCGGCGACGACGACGAUGGGCGACACAGGCAUGACGAUGAGCGAGAUGGAGGGUUUGGCGAAGACGAGGACGACAUGGACGACGAGGUCUUCCGGCUGCGGAUGCGCGAGGUGCAGCGCGAGGAACUCGAGGCGCAGCUGGGCGUGCCAUUGUACGAAGUACCCGUCGGAGUGAUCUUUAUCUGGCGUCUCGAUUCUAUCCUCCUCUCACUCGUCUUCACCCUCCUCCUCUCGCUUCCCUUCCGCCUGACGCCCCCAACACUCAUAACCUUCUCCCUCUGGCCAACCUUCCUCAUCGUCUCCUCCACGCACGCGCUGCUCGCCUGGCUCUGGCUCGCGAAGGUCAGGAGGAUGGGAAUCCCGAGCAUCAGCUAUGCUAGUCUGGUCGUUUUGGUGGGGUUGUUGUUUGGGACGUUGGGCGCUUGGGGGGUGUUGCAAUGA